Molecule: messenger RNA, 1716 nt
Organism: Colletotrichum lupini
Lineage: Eukaryota; Fungi; Ascomycota; Sordariomycetes; Glomerellales; Glomerellaceae
Product: major facilitator superfamily transporter
Exons: 6
Coding region: 1-1716 (571 amino acids)
Biological process (GO): spermine transport; transmembrane transport; spermidine transport
Cellular component (GO): membrane
Molecular function (GO): spermidine transmembrane transporter activity; spermine transmembrane transporter activity
Source: RefSeq, a predicted model, not a curated record
AUGGACCGACCAGAAGAAGAUGUUGAGAAAAGGGCAGGUGAGGACAGCACUUCUUCCGAAGAUGGUGGUCAACAGCAACUCGCAUGGGACGACCCUCUCCCCGCGACCAGCCUAAUAAUGGACGAGUUCUCCGUCUCACGCACGAAAUCCAUCCUCCCUCUGACGCUCUAUACACUCGGUCUCGCCAUCGGUCCCCUCUUCAUCGCCCCGUUCUCUGAAGUAAUCGGUCGCAAGUGGAUCUACGCCGGAUCCUGCACUUUCCUCCUCGCAUUCCUUGGAGGUGCGUCGGCGGUGACAACAUUCUCUGGACUUCUCGCCUGCCGUUUCAUAGCUGGAACGCUGGGCUCUGCCGGCAUCGCUGUCGGCGCAGGAACCAUUGCCGAUGUUUGGGAACUCGGCAAGGGAGCUGGCGCAUCACUGUUGUACAUCCUUGGCCCGUUUUUGGGACCGACUUUGGGGCCUUUGGCUGGAGCGUAUAUCAUACACGACAGAGACAACGACUGGAGAUGGACGCAAUAUGUUCUCCUCAUGGUUGGUGCUCCCAUCUGGGUCGGGGCUAUAUUGAUGAAGGAGACAUCAAAAGCCUGGAUCCUGCGCAAAGAGUCAGGGGAAGAGCCCAUCACUUUCGCGCGACUUGGCAGCAUUAUUCGAGUCGCCGUUAUGAGACCGACAAAGAUGCUCCUCACUGAGGUUAUUGUCUCCUCGCUGGCCAUCUACACAGCUUUUGCCUAUGCCAUGAUCUUCAGCUAUUUCGGCAGCUGCUCCUACGUGCUCCAGAAGUACUACGGUUUCAAUUUGAGAGAAGUUGGAUUGAGCUUCCUUAGCAUCAUCAUUGGCUAUUUCCUGGCAACCUUUGUUUUUGCUUUCCUCGAUGCCAAGUUCAGAAUACCUGCUGUGCAAGCCGGCAAAGGUUUUCCCGAGCAGCGACUGUAUGCGGCGCUCGUGGGUAGUGUUGCUCUUCCUGCUGGAUUAUUCUGGUAUGCAUGGGAAGCUCAUCGUGGGGGUCACUGGGCCGCCUUGGUCGCGGCUGGUAUCCCAUUCGGGCUCGGCGCCUUUUGUCUAUUCUUGUCUGUCAUCACCUACAUGGUCGACUUUUAUGGCCAAAAGGCCGCGGCAUCUGCUCUGGCCGCAAAUGGUAUCCUUCGAUACAUUCUGGGUGCUGUCUUCCCCUUGUUCACCCUCCAGAUGUAUGAGAAGCUUGGCGUGCACUGGGCUGGCAGCGUAUUUGCGUUCCUCUCACUCCCUCUGAUACCGAUCCCUUGGCUUCUGUUCAAGUAUGGCGGAAAGUUGAGACAAAGGAGGCUUGCACCCAACUACACAGCGCGGUCUCCCAAGCCAGCGCCCGCUCCAGUUCCGGGAAUUUUUGAUGACAUCCUGGACUUCUUCUCUGAUGUUGUUGACGCUUUGAGCGAAGCCGGAAAAUUUGUAUGGGAUCAGCUCGAUGAAGCUGAACAGGAACUACUCGCAAGUGACGACCAACUUGUGGUCGACGGAUGCAACGUCGUGAGAUGCGGAGUGGAGCUCGGCUUCACAUCUGUCAAGUGCCUCAUUGAAGUUGUGGGUACCAAAGGCAUUGGAAAGGUUGGCAAGAAGGAAAAGCUUGGCUGCCUGGCUGAAGUCGCUGAGACGAUCGAUGACAUAAAGAGUCAUAAGCUUUGCGAUCACUGCUGGGAUGCCAUCAAGAACAACGUACUACCUCAGGUAGAAUCGGUGUGA